Molecule: messenger RNA, 664 nt
Organism: Ostrinia furnacalis (Asian corn borer)
Lineage: Eukaryota; Metazoa; Arthropoda; Insecta; Lepidoptera; Crambidae
Exons: 3
Coding region: 194-664 (156 amino acids)
Source: RefSeq, a predicted model, not a curated record
AUCAAAUGAUUAGGUUAUUUGUCAUUAAGGUGCACAGACGUGUGCCUGGAUAAAUUUGCUUUGGGAUUUGAACAUUGUGUGCAAAAUGAGAUUUGAACUUAAUUUCAAACUUUAUUAGUUUUGAAAUACAUUGGUGAAUUUAUAUGAGUGCAGUGAUAGUGUGAAAGUUACAAACAUAUAUUCAAAGAUCACCAUGUGGCUGUUUCUCCUGCUCUUCAUGGUGCCAGUGCUUGGGCAGCAGCCGUGGGUUCCGUGCUCAGAGCUGAACGAUGACCUUCGGUACCCCUGCCGGUGUCGGGUCCAGGUGGAUAGGACCCUGCAGCUGAGGAUCCUGAUGAACUGUGACCGGGUGGUCUUCCCUGGAGACUUCCCACCUCUGCCUUAUGGAGCCCCGAUCAUAUCUUUCAGCCAGCGGUGGUCUGGGCAACAGGCCUUGCCUACACAGGGUUUGAAAUACUUACCGAUCGUAACACCGUGUCGCCCGCUUGCCGCCGGCGAUCGCUUCCUGUGCUCUACGGACAACCAGGCUCUACAUAACGAGCCUACCUGCGUGGAACAGCUGAUGAGGUUUAGUAAGGACCUUACCUCCUGCAAGCAGCACCAGAAGCUGGAAGAAGUAAAACUCCAGCAGCUCAACGCGAACGCACGCCACAAUCGGGACUAA